CUGUCGGGCGCUGCACAAAAAAGUCUGCGGUGUGAAAUUGUUUCAAAAAUAAUUUAGUUUGUGAAAUACUUAAGCUUUGAGGUCAAAUUUGUUAAUUUUGACCUCACACGCCUCUACUUCUGAAUAAGGAGGUCGCCGCACCCUGCUCCCCCGCGGAAGGAGCUCCGCGGCAGGGCACCUUGCACUGUUGCAGCCCCUCACAUUGGGCCGACACAACGACACACAGAAGCAAGGAUGCGUGGACUAUACCCUGCACUGUUGCAGCCCCUCACAAUGUGUGCUAAUGUUUUUGCCUCUCAGCCCAUGACUAUACCAUGACUUGCCCGCACUCAAGCUCAAGAAAAUAUUUUCUAGAUUGGUUUCGUUAGCUAUGGAGAAAGAGGAGGCAAUGGAACAAUAUAUAGUAGGUUAAGUUCGCAGGUAAUCUCAAGAUAAGGUAGAUUGAAGGGGAUUACGAAACAAACCAAACAAAACAAAGGAGAAAUCUGAACUGAAUCGGGCAACAAUCACGCGUGACCUGUUAAAGUUUUCCAUAUCCAAAACAUUAUGUUUUCGAGAAGAGAAAGGGGGUAACUUGGAAGAUCCUUUUGAUCGAAUAUAGAACAUAACAUUCCUUUUAACAUCAUUCUAUAAAUACAUAAGAUAUGUUUUCUGAUUACUAAGGUAAGUUAUACAGCUCCUACUCUUCACUUUCAAGCACGUUGGAAAUUAUUUUCAGAGUUCAUGUCUUGCAAAAGCCAUAAGACAAUAUAUGCAUUUUUCUUCUUGCAUUGACAGUAGCCAAUGAACUAUUUAAUUUGGAGUGCGGGCAUAUUGCAAGAUCAAAUACUUUUUCUAGAAUAUCAAGUCGUUCGUUUACCACAGUAGUUCAGGUUCUCCAAUUACCAUAGUAUAGGUACUUAAUUAGCUUGACAUAUCUGACAUGGUAUUCAUAUGCAAGUGUGGAUCCUAAACUUCCGAUUCAUGCAUUUCUGUAGGCGACAAGAAGAGCAGUUUACUAAAGAUUUUACUCCCGGUUAUAGCAUUCAUGUUGCUACUUACAUGCAUAGCCCUCAUUUGGACAUACAAAUACAGAGGAAAAUGGCGAGAGCAGGAAAACCAGAAGAAACUAAUGCAAAGAUACUUUAGCACAUCCGAUGAACUCAAAGGCGAAAAUACAGAAUUUCCAUUUGUUAGCUAUAAAGACAUCCUUUCAGCAACAAUGCUUUUCGCCGAUUCCAACUUGCUUGGACAGGGAGGUUUUGGAAAAGUUUACAAGGGCAUCCUAGAAGGUGGAUAUGAGGUUGCGGUCAAAAGACUUAGUAAGGGUUCUGGACAAGGUAUAGUUGAGUUCAAAAAUGAAAUAGUUCUAAUUGCCAAGUUGCAGCACAAGAACCUAGUCAGACUUCUUGGGUGUUGCAUUCAGGAACAUGAGAAAUUAUUGAUCUAUGAGUACUUACCUAACAAAAGUUUGGAUGCCUUUAUUUUUGAUGAUGCACGAAAACACAUGUUCCAUUGGUCGACCCGGUUCAAAAUAAUUAAAGGAAUAGCAAGAGGCCUUCUUUAUCUCCAUCAAGAUUCAAGAUUAACAAUAAUUCACAGAGAUCUCAAAGCUAGUAACAUAUUGCUGGAUGCGGAAAUGACUCCCAAAAUUUCAGAUUUUGGUAUGGCAAGAAUCUUUGGUGCAAACCAGAAUCAUGCAAACACUACAAGGGUCGUUGGAACAUAUGGUUACAUGUCGCCUGAAUAUGCGAUGGGAGGUGCCUUUUCUGUUAAAACGGACACAUAUAGCUUUGGUGUUCUUUUGUUGGAGAUUGUUAGUGGAUUGAAGAUCAGCUCACCUCAGCUCAAAACAAACUUUUGUAGCCUUAUAACUUAUGCAUGGAGAAUAUGGGAAGAUGGAGAAGCAACUGAAUUAGUGGACUCUUCAAUUGUUGUGGAUUGUCCUCUUCAUGAAGUUGUACGGUGUAUUCAUGUGGGGCUCUUGUGUGUUCAAGAUCAUCCCAACAAUAGGCCACUGAUUUCAUCUGUUAUGUGUAUGUUAGAGAAUGAAAACACAUCACUUCCAACUCCAAAGAAACCUGUAUAUUUUCCUCUAAGUAAUUGUGAAGGUGGAGAAGCAAGGGAGAACAUAGAAAAUACCAUAAACGCAAUGAGCAUCACAACACUAGAGGGUCGUUAGAUGUUGUAUAACUUAGUAUGUGCGAAUUUUACCAUAGCUAGUGGUGUACUCUCGGUGUGAACUGGACUUUGCAUACGUGGUUGCAAUACUUGUGAGUGUGUUUUAUGAGAAAAGCUAGUUGUAUA
Molecule: messenger RNA, 2286 nt
Organism: Triticum urartu
Lineage: Eukaryota; Viridiplantae; Streptophyta; Magnoliopsida; Poales; Poaceae
Source: RefSeq, a predicted model, not a curated record